GUGCAUAUUGCGGAAACGGAAAUGAGCAUGCCAGAGACUGCGGAUCUGGAAUCUCGUUGACGCAUCUGCAGCUACUGCCGCGCUCCUCUAGGUAGGCCGUGCUCGGGGAUCGGCCCUCGACCUCGGCCAUUCGGCCUCCCGACCCGGGACUCCUCCCAGCAUCGAGUUCGCUAUCCUCCGUGACCACGCCCUUCGCCCUGAUUGCUCCUGCACCCCUCUGGUGCAGUCCCGGGAGGUGGGGCAAGGCAGCCACCCUCCUGCAGGUGGAGCUGGGUGGAGGCUCUUCCUGAGCCCAGCCGCAGGACGCUGAGCACCAGCGAGAUUCACAGAAUCAAUUAUGGGGGUGAGAGGUUUACAGGGUUUUGUGGGAAGUACCUGCCCACAAAUAUGUACAGUAGUAAAUAUCCAAGAGCUAGCAGAGCACCACCGAACCAAGUACCCUGGGUGUACUCCUACCAUUGUGGUGGAUGCCAUGUGCUGUCUCCGAUACUGGUACACACCAGAAUCUUGGGUCUGCGGUGGCCAGUGGCGAGAAUACUUUGCUGCAUUAAGAGAUUUUGUAGCAGCCUUCACAUCUGCUGGCAUCAAGCUGAUAUUCUUCUUUGAUGGCAUGGUGGAGCCGGGUAAGAGAGAUGAGUGGGUAAAACGAAGACUUAAAAACAACAGGGAGAUAUCCAAGAUUUUCCACCAUAUCAAGUCAAAAAGAGAUGAGCCAGGCAGAAACAUGUUCUUCAUUCCCUCCGGGCUGGCCAUAUUUACACGAUUUGCCCUAAAGACUUUGGGCCAGGAAACUUUCUGUUCGUUACAGGAGGCAGACUAUGAGGUAGCUUCUUAUGGUCUCCAGCACAACUGCAUUGGGAUCCUUGGAGAAGACACAGAUUACUUAAUUUAUGACACUUGUCCCUACUUGUCAAUUGGUGACCUCUGCCUGGAGACCCUGGAAACCAUCAUGCUCUGUCGAGAGAAGCUCUGUGAGAGCCUAGGCCUCCAUGUGGCAGACCUUCCUCUGCUAGCCUGUCUGCUGGGCAACGACAUCACCCCAGAGGGCAUGUUUGAAAGCUUUCGGUACAAGUGCUUGUCCUCGUAUGCCUCCGUGAAAGAGAACGCUGGCAAAAAAGGAAAUAUUAUCUUAGCUGUCUCAGACUAUAUCUCCAAAGUUCUUCACUUGCAUCAAGGUGAGAAAAAGAUAGAAGAGAUGUUACCCUUGGGGCCAAACAAAGCUCUUUUUUACAAAGGAGUGGCCUCAUAUCUUUUGCCAGGGCAGAUAUCUCCGUGGCUAGUUCAAAAACCCAAAGUCAUAAUAACAGACAAGCAAGUGGCAAGUUUAAACCCUGAAUCCAAGCAAGAAGUUCCUAUGUGUAUAGAUCCAGAAUCGAAGCCAGAAGUUCCCGUGUGUACUAAUUCGGAGUCUGUGCAAGAAGUUCCCAUGUGCACAGACCCUGAAUCCAAACAAGAAAUUCCCAUGUGCACAGACCCUGAGUCCAAACAAGUUCCCAUGUGCACAGUCCCUGAGUCCAAACAAGUUCCCAUGUGCACAGUCCCUGAGUCCAAACAAGUUCCCAUGUGCACAGUCCCUGAGUCCAAACAAGUUCCCAUGUGCACAGUCCCUGAGUCCAAACAAGUCCCCAUGUGCACAGAUCCUGAAUCCAAACAAGAAGUUUCCAUAUAUGCAUACCCAGAGGUCAAGCAAAAGUUACCUUCAGAAGCAGAGGCUCCACUUAAUCUAGAAGCAUUCAUGUGUAUGCACCCUGAAAUUAAACAGGAAGACACCAUGGAUAUAGAACCUGAGAUAAAACAAGUAACCAUGCUUCCAGACUCUGAAAUCUUAAAGGUUGCCAGGAUGCAUCAUGUCCACUCUGAGAGCUACCUAGUAUACAACAUUAUGAGCAAUGGAGAGAUCGAGUGCAGCAACACCCUGGAGGAUGAGCUGGACCAAGCCCUGCCCAGCCAAGCCUUCAUCUACCGCCCAAUCCGGCAGCGAGUGUACUCGCUUCUGCUUGGGGACUGGAAAGAUGGAACCAGCACCGGUCCGGUGGUCAAGGAGUGGUUUGUGUAUCCUGGGAACUCCCUGAGGCACCCAGACCUUGUUAGGCCUCUGCAGAUGACCCUUCAAGGGGGAACACCUAGUUUGGAAGUUUUGUGGCUGAGCCAAGACCCAGCAGCGCAGGCCCGGCGCCUAGACUCAUUGCUAGCCUGCUUCAACCUCUCCUCCUCAAAAGAAGAGCUGCAGGCAAUUGAAAGCCCAUUGAGGGCACUGUGCUGCCUCCUAAUCUACCUCUUUGUCCAGGUGGACACUCUUUCCCUGGAAGAUUUGCAUGCAUUUAUUGCUCAGGCCUUGUGCCUCCAAGGAAAAUCAACCUCACAGCUUAUGAACCUACAGGAGGCAGACAGUAUGAGCACGACCAGUGGAGAAGAUACUAGAUGUCUCGAAGGAAGUGUGGGAAGAAGAUGCGUUGCCCAGGUUCUUCCCUCUUUCAGAGUGAUAUCACCUAGCCUCACCAGUGAGGAGAGAGAUGGCAGCUGGAACCAUACUUCCAUGAAGGAAGAAUUACUUUUCAGAGGUUUCUCCCCCAUGGACUGUAAAAAAUGUCCACUGGUUUGUUUUCAGAGGAUGCUUCUGACCCCAUGACCCAGAAACCCUCAUCACUAGCAUGACAUAUGCUCCCUGAUCUUAGCUGGGCUCCAAUUUUUUUCUUAUUCUUAAAUUGUAGAAAUGUUUUCCCAAAUCGUUAGUCUUUGAAAUCAUGGAGUCUUACUUAUUUCUGUUACUGUGAAAAGACACCAUGACCAAAGAAACUUACAAAACGAUGCAUUUAAUUUGGGGCUCAAGGUUCCAGAGUGUAGAGCCCAUGGCCAUCAUGUCAGGGAACAUGGUGGCAGGCAGGCUAAUGAGGACUUGCUACAUGGGAAUGGCUCAGGAUUUUGAAAAUUCAAAGCCCACCCCCAUUGACACACCUCCUCCAGCAAGGCCACACCUCCCCUAGCAUGGCCACACCUAAUCCUUUCCACCAACUGAAGACCAAGCAUUCAAACAUAUUAGCUUAUGUGGGUCAUUCUCAUUCAGACCAUCACACAUACAUACAGUCUGUCAGAAAUUACUCUUUCAUUAGAAAUUCUAACAAUUCAGUAGUCCAACUAUUUCUUUUCUUUUCUUGGUCCUCACAAGUGUUUGGAUAGGAAAAGAAAAACAAAACUAAAGUCUUUCUUGCUUGUGGGAAAGUUGGUUCUGCUUAGAGGUGAAAUGGCUGGACAGUUAAGAACAGCGCCCAGCGGUUCUUCCAGAGAACCCAGGUGUGAUUCCCAGCACACACAUGAUAGCUUACAGCUGCCUGUAACUCCAGUUCCAAGGGACCUAAAGUCUUUUGGCCUCUGUGGGCUCCAGGCACACAAGUGAUGCACAGACAUGCACGCAGGCAAAACACUCAUAAAGAUGAAAUAAAAAAAAGUAAAAUAAAUUUUUUUACAGAAGCACACUGGGUUAGGCCUAGAAGUAAGGUCCUCCCGCUUUAACCUUUGAAGUUAUUAUCUGUCUCCACUGGGGAAUGAGGGUCACUGUGUGCAGGGUCCUUACAGCCACGCUGUAUCUCUGGGGACACUUGGUUCCCUUGGGAGAUGCAAGCACUCCUGACCCCUGGGAGAUCUAUCUUGCCAGUGCUGCUGUCUUUAAAUUUGUAGUAAGCCUCUAAAAAUGCUCAUUUUCACCUUCACACUGGGAAUUACCCAGACCACUGUCCCAAGUGUGCUAUGCAAAGCUCUUGGGUCUCACCUUGAAAUUCUCAAUUGUUACCAGAAAGGUAUAUAGUGCCCACAUUUGAACAAUUUGUAUUUGUUCGGCUCCUUCUGCUCCUGAAGGACUUGUGCGUACUGUGUCUGCCGGUCUUGUAGCUGCUAUGACUUUAAUGCCUAGAUGUGGAAAUGGCUUUUCUGCUCCUCCAGUAUUUCCCUCUGAUACUUUUUCCUGUCCUUCUCAUGUUUGCUACUUUGAAAUAUUGCUGCCUCUAGAAGUUGUUUCUUUGCUAUUUACUUGUGUAACUUUGAAGUAGUUUCUGAUCUUAGACUGAAACUGUGUUUCUAUGAAGGCUCUUUUCCCUCACAGACUCAGUAUUCUGACUUGUCAAUAAAAUGUGUCAUUCACAAGCUUAAAUAAGCCAUUGUAUUGGUAGGAUAGGUAUCUCAUUUAAAAUACCAGUGUGCAGAGCUUUGCCAAUGAGAAUAUCACUUAUGUUGUUUUCCAGUCAAGUCUUGUGGUAGAAUUUCCACAUAUCAAUUUAAAAUAAAAAUAUGGUUUUUACCCAUACUUUA
This is a messenger RNA of Cricetulus griseus (Chinese hamster), 4302 nucleotides long. Lineage: Eukaryota; Metazoa; Chordata; Mammalia; Rodentia; Cricetidae. The record is from RefSeq and is a predicted model, not a curated record.